UUAAAACGGAUAACAGCCCACUUUGGUUAUAACACAUUAUACAAAAAUCAUCGUUGGCACACCCUCUAAGCCUAUGAAAUUGACAAAAGCCAUGAAGAAGCUCAAGUUCUGGUCAAAAAAGAAGAAGAAAAAGAGAGUUCCUCUCCUUGACCGACCACCAUCCCCGCCACCACCGCUCCUCCCUUGCUAUUACCACUGCCCUUACAAUUACCCAGUUCAGCCGUCAGCACCACCUUUGCCACCUUGGUUCGAGUACGUGCAGCCAUAUGAUGACUCAAUUUUCACAACAGAGCAAGGUUCAGGUUCAGGUUCAACAGCAGACAGUUCAAGACAAACUCAUGGUAGUACUAACUCUCAGCACAUUGAUAAUGUUGGUGAAAUCAAUCAACCAAAACCAACACCAUCGGAUAAUACUUUGCCUCAACAGUAUAUGGUUCAGAAUCAAGUGUACGGCGUACCUGUAAUCGCAGAAGCUAGAACAGAGAGAGGUGCUGGAGCUUUUGGAUGUGUGAUCAAUUUUGGAGCUCAUUUGUUCCGUUGCUUCUUUCCUUGCUUCCAUAUUCGAGAACUGAAGUAAGCUGUCAUUGUUUAUGCCUCUAUCUGGAAACUCUCAGUAUUCUUGGUAACAUACUUUAUAUAUUUAUAGCAAGUAAUAAAACAGUUGUAUAAAUAUAUGGAUGGUAAGGUUGUUUUCUUAUUUAUGAAGGUGAAUAUUGUCAUGUCU
Molecule: messenger RNA, 724 nt
Organism: Solanum pennellii
Lineage: Eukaryota; Viridiplantae; Streptophyta; Magnoliopsida; Solanales; Solanaceae
Exons: 1
Coding region: 74-577 (167 amino acids)
Source: RefSeq, a predicted model, not a curated record